Molecule: messenger RNA, 378 nt
Organism: Cylindrotheca closterium
Lineage: Eukaryota; Bacillariophyta; Bacillariophyceae; Bacillariales; Bacillariaceae
Source: the annotation of a GenBank genome assembly
AUGACCGCCCGAACAUCCAACACCAGCCCUAGGCCCACAGUACACUUCAAUGAAGUUGUCCAGUUUGAUGAUGACGACUCCGGCUGUCUCUGCGUCGAAAAGACCAAACCCCGCAUUCCGAUAUCGACGAUGGAACAAAGUCGAUGGCUUCCCUCUCUGGACUCACCAGAAAGUUCUGAUAAGAAGGGAAGCAAAGCCAUGCCCUUGAGGCGUGAGAUCAUGAAGGAUGAUUGCCUUCCAUGUCCACCGAUGCCACCACGGCUGCCCAUUCGAUGGCCUUCAAGUCCAAGUCUCAAUAUGAUUUCAGAGAGGAAGAAUGUAUCAAGUACAACAGCUUCCUCUUCUAGCAAGACAAUAUCCUUCGUGCCUUCAGAAUAA